Messenger RNA from Drosophila sechellia, 1426 nucleotides. Its product is annotated as pre-mRNA-splicing factor RBM22. NCBI's taxonomy places the organism in Eukaryota, Metazoa, Arthropoda, Insecta, Diptera, Drosophilidae. The record is from RefSeq and is a predicted model, not a curated record. Gene Ontology annotation, molecular function: pre-mRNA binding; metal ion binding; U6 snRNA binding. Gene Ontology annotation, cellular component: Prp19 complex; U2-type catalytic step 2 spliceosome; U2-type catalytic step 1 spliceosome. The coding region runs from base 113 to 1369 and encodes 418 amino acids. The transcript has a single exon.
CGAUAUUAGUAUAUCACUAGCCACACAACACCAUUUUCGACAAGUAAAAAACGAAUGAGCAUUGUCUAGAUUUAGACAGGAUUUGAAGUGCUGGUACAAAACUGCCGCUGCUAUGUCUAUGUCAAAAACGACUAACACCUAUAACCGGCAGAACUGGGAGGAUGCGGAAUUCCCGAUUCUGUGCCAAACUUGCCUUGGCGACAAUCCGUACGUGCGGAUGAUUAAAGAGCGAUUCGGCAAGGAAUGCAAGAUAUGCACGCGUCCAUUCACAAUAUUUCGAUGGUGUCCUGGUGCUCGUAUGCGCUUCAAAAAGACUGAGAUAUGCCAAACGUGUGCGCGCCUGAAGAACGUGUGUCAGACCUGCCUGCUGGACCUGGAGUACGGAUUGCCCAUUCAAGUACGAGAUGCGGCGCUCAAAGUGGCUGACAAUAUGCCACAGAGCGACGUUAACAAGGAAUACUACAUCCAAAACAUAGACGCCCAGCUGCAGGACGGAGAUGGCACGGAGGCGGCAGGAGCUGUCGGUCGAUCCCUCGCCGCCAACGAGAUGUUGUCCAAGCUUGCGCGCACAGCGCCCUACUACAAACGAAACAGGCCGCACAUCUGCUCCUUUUGGGUUAAGGGCGAGUGCAAGCGUGGAGAGGAGUGCCCCUACCGCCACGACAAGCCCAACGAGCCGGACGAUCCGCUAUGUGAGCAAAACAUUAAGGACAGGUACUACGGACGCAACGACCCAGUGGCCGAGAAGAUCAUGAAGCGUGCAGCCUCGCUUCCCACACUCGAGCCCCCGGAGGACCGCAAUAUCACAACUCUCUAUGUGGGGAACCUUCCCGAAGAGAUCACGGAACCCGAGCUGCGAGAUCAGUUCUACCAGUUCGGCGAAAUUCGAUCUAUUGCGCUGGUGCCACGCCAGCAGUGCGCUUUUGUGCAAUACACCAAAAGAAACGCUGCCGAGCUGGCUGCUGAGCGGACCUUUAACAAACUGGUGAUCCAGGGCCGAAAGGUGAGCAUAAAGUGGGCUCACUCUCAGGCAAAGCAGGGCACCGCUGCAAAGACAGACAGACGCUUCGACUUGGCCGGCAUUCCUCCUCCAAGCGCGAAGCCUAACGACUACUUCAAUCUUCGCCAAGAGCAAAUUAAUGUAAUGCCCGCCGGCAUGAAGCUGCAUCAGUUGCCAUCCAAUCUAGUUCCGGCGUCGGCUUACCAAAUGUACGGGCAGCCUACUUAUGCAGCGCCCUACGGAAACGCCAGUUCCACAGCCGCUUCUUCCUCGGGUGUCAGUCUGGACUCCAUAUCGAUUCCUCCGCCACCGGGUCAAGUACCUUAUCCAAGUCAGGACGCCAGUCGAAUGGGAGCUGUUAAGAAGUAGGAAAACCCCGUGGUCUACAAUGGUUCCAAUUAAAUAAAUCCUUUUUAUAAAAUUAAA